Molecule: messenger RNA, 643 nt
Organism: Achroia grisella
Lineage: Eukaryota; Metazoa; Arthropoda; Insecta; Lepidoptera; Pyralidae
Product: lipopolysaccharide-induced tumor necrosis factor-alpha factor homolog
Exons: 5
Coding region: 184-531 (115 amino acids)
Molecular function (GO): zinc ion binding
Source: RefSeq, a predicted model, not a curated record
UCCCCGCUGCUAUAAGUAUAACACAAUAUUUUAUUCCAUGCUCGGCGGUUGACCUUGCAAUACGAGUACGUCGAUUUCUACUUUAACUAGGUAUAUUGUGAGUGUAAAACAAGCGAUUUUAUCGCGGCGUUUGUUUUGAGUGCCUUUAAAUUCUUUCUUCUUCGCAACAGGAAAAGUAAAGAAAUGGAUGACAACGCGGUACCCUUAUAUCCUCAAGUAUAUCCUUCAGCUCAGAUUACAAAGAAGAUGGAUAAUUCUGCUCCUGUUUUAUUGACAAGCCAACCUUCUCCUAACCCACUACCGGUGCCGACUUUAGUGGGACCUGACAACAGCUAUACUGUGUGUCAAUUCUGCCACGCGUCAAUAAAAACCUCAGUGAGGUACACUGUCACUACGCGUACUCAUAUAUCUGCUGCCCUCUGCUGUAUUGCAUGCUGCUGUUGUUGCAUACCGUAUUUAUCUGAAUCGGCGAAAAAUACUGAUCACUAUUGUCCUAAUUGCCACAAAUAUCUCGGCACGUACGAGAAGUAAAUAUUCGCUAGAACGAAUCUAUUAUAAUGCAUUACACGAAUUACUUUGUAUUAUUUGAUUAAAAUAAUAAAAUUAUUUUUAAUGUGUAAGUAUGUAAGUUGAUACAUAUUGA